This is a messenger RNA of Maudiozyma barnettii, 5004 nucleotides long. It is a transcript of the gene CMR2, whose product is annotated as Cmr2p. The coding region runs from base 1 to 5004 and encodes 1667 amino acids. The record is from RefSeq and is a predicted model, not a curated record. The transcript has a single exon. NCBI's taxonomy places the organism in Eukaryota, Fungi, Ascomycota, Saccharomycetes, Saccharomycetales, Saccharomycetaceae. Gene Ontology annotation, cellular component: cytosol.
AUGGACUUCUCCAUACCUCCGUAUUUACCUGCUGAAGUACAGGAAAGAUUAAAUGAAAUGAUUAAUGAUUAUAAAGAGGAAAAUUUGACCAAGAAAGGUUAUGAAAUCAAAAGAAAAAGAUUAUUGGAAAAAAAUUCCCAUAUUGGUACCCCAAGUAUUAAAGAAAAGAAGUCUGUCAGUAAUAUACGAAAAAAUACAAUAAGGAUUCCCGGUAGAAAUCAAAGUUUAUCAUCAACUAUGAAUAUUUCCAAAUAUGCAGGAACAAUUCCUGAUAAUGUAUCUAUGGCAUCGUCAAGUCGAUCUCAUCGAGAUACUGGAUCAGACCCUGCAAGUUCAAUCUAUAAAGUUACAACGGUGAAUUCAACCCCCAAUGGAGUCAGUCCACUAAAGCGUCAUGGUAGAAAUUAUUCUACCCAACUUUCAUUAGCAUCCUUUGAUCCGUUGGCCGAAAAUUCUGUAUAUAACCCGAUGAUACCAUUAUUACAAAGAGAUGACAUAAUUAAAACAGAUUUAACGACCAAAUACAAAGAUUACAAUAUAAGAUCUUUAUCACUUCCACAAAUUUUGCGAGGAAGGUUCGAAGUAUUAGGUAAUGAAAAUGCAUUAAUAACGGUGGAUGCAAAAGGAAAAGAGAAUUUUAUAAGUUGGGAUAAAUUGUAUCUUCGAGCUGAAAAAGUUGCCCAUGAAAUGACUAAAAAAAAAUUGUACAAGAAUGAAAAAGUAAUACUGUGGUACAAUAAAGAUGAAAUUAUCGAAUUUUCAGUGGCACUACUAGGUUGUUUCAUUGCUGGGAUGGUAGCAAUUCCUGCAUCCUUUGAAGCAUACACACUGGGAGAGAUAAUGGAAAUUAUAAAAUUAACAAGCUCAAAAUUUAUACUAAUAUCAAAUGAAUGUCACAAACAGGUCAACAAUCUCUAUUCAACAAAUAAUAACACCAAGAUCAAAUUACUUAAGAACGAUUUUUUUGACACCGUAACAUUUUUAAAAACUGAUGAUCUUGGAACGUAUUCAAAGGCAAAAAAAGGUGCACCAACAUUUGAUACCCCAUAUAUCGCGUAUAUUGAAUUUACAAGGACACCCCUCGGCAGACUAUCUGGGGUUAUGAUUAAACACGAAACUCUUCUAAGUCAAUUUAAAGUUCUAUCAGAAAUACUCGAUUCAAGAGCGAUGCCAGAUUGGAAAAAAGUUGACAUUAUUAAGCCUUAUAAUGUGAAACAUAGAUUAACUUCAGUCAACAAACGAAAUCUUUCAAGAUUCACUGUUAUGAAUACACUUGAUCCGACUAGAUCUACGGGUCUAAUAUUUGGAGUUUUGUUUAACAUUUUCACUGGUAACCUAUUAAUCUCUGUUAAUGACCAAUUAAUCAAUAAACCUGGUGGGUAUGAAAAUCUAAUCAAUAAAUACAGAGCUGAUAUCUUACUAAAUGACCAGUUACAACUGAAACAAGUCGUAAUUAACUAUCUAGAGAAUCCAGAAAUCAUCAUGGCUGAAAGGAAGAAAACUAGAAUAGAUUUCAGUUGUAUAAAAUGUUGCUUAACAUCAUGUACCACAAUUGAUACAGAUGUAACCGAAAUGGUCGUCCAUAAAUGGUUGAAGAAUCUGGGCUGUAUUGAUGCACCUUUAGUCUAUUCGCCGAUACUGAGUCUACUGGAUUUUGGUGGUAUUAUUAUAUCCACAAAGGAUCAACUUGGUGGCUUGGAAAAUUUUCCUAUCCAUGAACCCAAACUAAGGCUACACGAUGAACUAUUUAUUAACAGAGAAAAAUUAAAAGAAAAUAUUAUUGAGGCUAGCAUCCCUGCGAUGAUUAAUUCUUCAAGUUCGUUCAAAGAUUACCUAAAAGUUGAAACAUUUGGGUUCCCUAUACCAAAUACCUUGCUAUGUGUUGUUAAUCCUGAUAAUGCAACAUUAGUUCCUGAUCUUACUGUGGGUGAAAUUUGGGUAUCUUCAAUUGACCUGGCAAAUGAAUUUUUCCAACUUGACAAGAUUAACGCAUUUGUUUUUAAUGCAAGAUUGAAUUUUGUUAAAAUGCAAAGUUACGUUUCAAAGAACAAUAGUACAAGUGAAUCACUGUUAAGAAAUGCACCUGAGGAGAAGUUAGAAACAAUCAUGAAUUUAUGUCCGCCAGAGACUCAAUUUAUGAGAACUAAAUUAAUGGGGUUUGUUUUCAAUGGGAAAGUCUUCAUAUUGUCUCUUAUUGAAGAUAUGUUCUUACAGAACAAACUUGUAAGACUAUCAAAUUGGGCACAUACAUCCGACACAUCUAAAUCUAGGAAGGAUUCAAAUCAACACUUAAACAGGAUGUCAAGUAUUUCACCAAGUAUUGCUGAUUCUGGAAAUAGAAGUGUGAUUUCAAGUCCAAAUCAUCCGAAACGAAGUUCAGAUAAACGUGUCGUGCAAACAUAUUAUUUACAACAAAUAUCUGAAACUCUUGUUCGUACUGUCAAUACAGUUUAUGAAGUUGCUGCAUUUGAACUAAAUCACCAUAAGGAAGAGCAUUUUCUAGUGAUGGUAAUCGAAAGUUCUUUAGCAAAAAAGAAAAUUGCAAGCUCAGAACUGGAUCCAUCAAAUGUUGUAACAGUAUACAAACCAGAUAAGGUUUUGGAAAAGAAAAUGAAUGAUCUAAUUGAUCAACUCUAUAGAAUAUUAUGGAUUUUCCACAAGAUUAAACCAAUGUGUAUGUUGGUAGUUCCCAAAGGUACUUUACCGCGGAGAUACUGUUCAUUAGAAAUUGCAAACAGUACUGUGGAGAAGAAAUUUAUUAGUGGUGAACUUGAGGCAAAGUUUAUUAAAUUUCAAAUGGACAAUAUCAUACUAGAUUAUAUUCCUCAUUCAUCCUACUACAACGAGAGUAUAUUUUCUGAACAUUUGUCAAAGUUAAGACAACUUUGCGUUGAAGAAGCGAAUACAACUAAUAAGGUUAUUACCUUACAAGAUUCUGGUAUUGAUUACAGGGAUAUUUCGUAUGAUUCUCGAGAACGAAAGAGAAAACUGACGGACUUUGCGUCUAUUAUGGAUGUUUUAGAAUGGAGGAUUCCUACUUUAAAGAACAAAGCAGCAUUCAGUGAACUCGGUGAAUCAUUCCAUUCAUCCUCAAAGAUGUCAGAUAUGAUGAGUCUUAGAAGUAUAUCAUGGUCUAACUUUGAGGUUAUUGUUGCAUCUUUUCUAAAGAAAAUUGUGUCUUCUAAAACUCCACUAAAAUCUGAAGAUCGAAUCGUCAUUCUUGCGGAUAAUAAUAUCGAUUAUGUUGCAAUAGUUAUGGCAUGUUUCUACUGUAAUUUUGUAGUUAUACCCUUACCCCCAUUAAGUGAGGAAAAUUUGGAAAAAGAUUUGGUCUACCUAACUGAAAUAAUUAAGACCUAUAAGGUAAAAAGAAUAUUUAUUGACAUGAAAGUUCACACCCUGCUGGAUACCAGUCCAAAUAAUAAGAUAUUCAAGAAAUAUAAACAUAUGAUGCCAAAAAUAACGUUGAUUUCAAAAAUUAAAAGAAAACAGGGUCUCUCAAUCAAAAUAUUUAAGAAAAUCCUAUCUGACACAUACCAUUAUAAACCAGGUAAAAAAACAUUAACUGUUCCACGACUUGUUUGGAUAAGCAGAGAAUUUAGUUCCACUAAAGAUAUUCACGUUACCAUGAACCACUCGACUUUAAUGAACGCGUGUAAAGUGUUAAAAGAGACGUUACAGUUGUCUGCGGAUUCAUCAAUAUUUUCUCUUUGUUCUCAUACUAAAGGUUUAGGAUUUAUUUUAAGUUCUUUAAUUGGUAUUUACGUUGGUUCAAUGACCACAUUGUUUAGCCAUGAUAUGGUUAUGGCCAAUCCCAAAUACUUCUUAAUGGAAGUUCAAAAUAAGAAUGUUCGUGACCUAUUCUUAACAUUAGAUAGUUUUACAACACUUAUGGAUAAAGCUUCGAAACUCGUUAACAAUGUAUCCAGAUCUAACACUAAUGCUACAAGACAUCAUAACAAGACUAGUAAAAAGACUAGUCAAACUCAGAUAUCUACAAUAAGAGGAGAUAUGUUCAGAAAUGUGAAAAAUAUUAUGAUCCCUUUCAUCGGACGUCCAGAAUUUAAUAAGAUAGAAAGUAUAUUACUGAGUUCACAAUCUAUAUUUGUCAAGAGAACCCAGAUCAACUACAUAUACCAACACCACUUCAACCCGAUUAUUUCAUUACAUUCGUACCUAGAUGUUCCUCCGGUAGAUUUCUUUGCAGAUCCAACUUCCUUACGUGAAGGAAUGGUAAAAGAAGCUGCACCGGGAUUUCAAGGUUUGCGAUUACAAGAUUCUGGAGUUGUACCAGUAUGUACUAACGUAUCUAUUGUAAACCCAGAAACAUUGCUCCCUUGCUAUGAGGGAGAAAUUGGAGAAAUUUGGUGUUGUUCAGAGGCUAACGUAUUUAACUAUACCAUAUCCAGAGAUGGGAAACUAGUUCGAGAUGAACUAAUAUCUCAACAAUUCAAGAGUAGAAUGACUAAAGGAGCCGAUAAUGGUUUGACAUAUUUAAGAACAGGUGACCUAGGUUUUAUCAGAACUGUGGAAAUUACAAACUCAAACGGCGAUUUGGUAAGACUGAAUUUAUUAUAUGUUUUAGGUAGGAUUAAUGAGACUAUUGAAUUAUUAGGGUUGACACACUUCGUUAGUGAUUUGGAAAGGACAGUUUAUGCAGCCCAUAAUAAUAUCAAAAAUUGUAUUAUAUCGAAGGCUGGUGGGUUGUUAGUGUGCCUUAUAAGAUGUAGACCGAAGUGUUCUGAACUCUAUGCAAAUAUCGCAGCACUUGUUGUGUCGGAGCUAUUGAAUAGGAAUGGUGUCAUUGUUGAUCUCUGUACGUUUGUGAAACCCAAUGGACCAGGGUCAUAUGUAGUUGAUGGUGAAUGGAAGAAAAACCGUUCAUUAAUUAUGAAUCAUUGGUUCAGUCAGAAAUUACUUGUAGAGACGCAAUUCGGUGUCAAUUAUGGUGAAAAUAUAUCUAUGUACCUAUUAUCUGAUUUCAACAAGGAUACCGUUAACUAG